Molecule: messenger RNA, 2464 nt
Organism: Antechinus flavipes (yellow-footed antechinus)
Lineage: Eukaryota; Metazoa; Chordata; Mammalia; Dasyuromorphia; Dasyuridae
Gene: RABEP2
Product: rabaptin, RAB GTPase binding effector protein 2
Biological process (GO): endocytosis
Cellular component (GO): intracellular membrane-bounded organelle
Molecular function (GO): growth factor activity; GTPase activator activity
Source: RefSeq, a predicted model, not a curated record
CGAGUGUAUCCGGAAACACCCGAGCGGACCCGGAAGGAGCAGCGGGCUGCAGCCUGGGAGUGCGAAACCAGGGUUUGAGCUCUGGCAAUGGCGGCGGCAGCGGCAACUGCAACUACGAGCGAGAACGGGCAGCGGCAGCCACCGGCUGAACCAAACCCAACAAUGAGGGGCGAUAGUUUGGAGGCAGAGGCUGGAGAGCUGGGGAGGCUGAAAGCCCAGCUCGGGGCAGCCCUGGCAGAGAUGGAGAACAUGAAAGCCGUGGCAGAAGUGAGUGAGAGCACCAAGGCCGAGGCUGUGGCGGAGGUGCAGAGACAGUGCCGGGAAGAGGUUGCAUCCCUGCAGACCAUCCUCAAAGAUUCCAUUAGUAGCUAUGAGGCUCGAAUCUCUUCUCUGGAGCAAGAGCGGAAACAGCAGCUGCAAGAUCAGGAGGCAAGAGAGAGGGAGCUGAGCCGGCUGAAGCAGCUUCUUUCUCGUUCUCACCCUCUGGACUCCUUGGAAAAGCAAAUGGAAAAGGCUCAUGAGGAUUCAGAGAAACUUCGGGAGAUCGUGCUGCCCAUGGAGCAGGAGAUUGCCGAACUGAAGGGGAAGCUGCUGAGGGCAGAGGAACUGAUCCAGGAAAUCCAGGGCGGCCAGGGCCGUGCCCAUCCCCAGCACUCUCUGCAUGGCUCCACAGAGCUGCUCCCUCUGCCCCGGAACCCCUCCCCACCCCUGGAGCCUCCCGAAGAUCUGGCUGUAGAUGGGGGAGCCGCCGCUGAGGUCUUUGCCCGGAACUGUGAUGACAGCGCCUCCAUAUCUUCCUUCUCGCUGAGAGCUGGCAGCAGUGCCUCGCUGCCCCGAGGGCGGCGGGGAAUGAGCCCCGAGCAGGAGGAGACCGCCUCUCUCGUCUCCACCGGGACCCUGGUUCAAGGCAUCUACCUGCCGCCCCCCGGCUACCAGCUAGUGUCAGAGCACCAAUGGGAGCAGCUGCAGCUUGAGGGGCGGCAGCAGCAGGAGUCACUGCAGCAGCUUCAGAGGCAGCUGGAGAGUGCUGGGCGGGAGCGCGACGAGCUUCAGGAGGCCCUGAGGCGGAGCAGCGAAGACUGCGCCAAGCAGGUGCAGGUCCUGCUGGCGCAGGUGCAGAACUCGGAGCAGCUUCUGCAGACCUUGCAGGGGACGGUGAGCCAGGCUCAGGAGAGGGCCCAGCAGCAGAUGGCGGAAUUGGCUGCCUCUCACAAGCGUGUCUGCUAUGAAAUAAAGCGGCUAAACGAGGAAAACCAAGGCCUUCGGUGCCGGCAACCCUUGCCUUUAGGCCCCCAAGUUCAGGAGCAAGAACGUGGAGAGGAGGAGCUGCUGCUGCCCACAUCUCCCCUGGAGCUACAGCAGCUGCUGCGGAGCACCCGGCAGGAGGCCCGGGAAUGUCAGCGUGCCCAGGAGCACGAAGCCGAGCGACUCCGCAUCGAAAUUGUGACCCUGAGAGAGGCUUUGGAAGAGGAGACGGCCUCGAGGGCUGCUCUGGAGAGGGAGCUGAGAGUGCAGCGAGAGGAAACGGAGGUUUUAGAGGCCUCCCUGUGUAGCCUAAGGACAGAGAUGGAACGGAUCCAGCAGGAGCAGAGCAAGGCUCAGCUCACAAACGUUCUCUCAGAACAAAGGGCAAAGGUGUUACGGCUUCAGGCUGAGCUGGAGACAAGUGAACAAGUACAGAGGGACUUUGUUCGGCUGUCCCAGGCCCUGCAGGUGCGCCUGGAGAGGAUCCGCCAGGCAGAGACCCUGGACCAAGUGCGAAACAUUGUGGACGAGACCCCCCUUAGAGAUGUGAAGGACAUAAAGGACACCUGAACACAGCAGGAGGCCAGGCUUCAAAACCUGCCAUCUCCCCUUCCUCCCACUUGUCUCUGGGGAAGGAACCUGCCUUCUUAGACUCCAGUAAAAUCAAGGAUUUCUGGGGUUUGGGGAUGAUGAAACAUAGCCUUCUAGCCCCUCAGGAAAACUCUUUCCCCUUCCUCUGAGCCAGCGGUGGAGGGGCUCAACAUGUCCCAUCUAGAUUCCCUCCCUCCCAUAGCAGGUAAACUGGGCCUUUCUGCUCUCAGGGAUGACAGCCGGGAGAGGGUUGUGACCCCUCCUUCCCCAGCCAAAGGCGCAAGAGCAUGUUUUUGAAGCUCUAGGGCCCCCCACCCAUACUGCCCUUCAGCCAAUACUGACACUAAUUCAGCUUCUGAACCAUUUGGUCCCAUGGACCGCCUUCCCAUCUUUGUUACAGCAGCCCUUCCCUCUUCCCAGUCCCCUCUGCAGUGCCCUGGGGCUAACAGGGAAACCUCAGCACAUGUGUAGGAUGCUCCCUGGCCACAUCUGCUUUCAUGUGCGUGUGACACGAAUGUGCUUUCAGGAGGGGUCAUAUAUGACUUAACCAGACUUGCUUUUGUUCUCACACAUGGAGGUCCAGGCCAGAGUUUGCUCUCAUUUAAUGUCAAUAAAUUAGCAGCUCAGA